AUGAGCAAAGGUCCACAACAGGUGCUGAAAGGGAAAGAUAAGGAUGUACUGCUUAACAUUCCUAAUUCGGUGACUAUGGAGGCUGGAGGAGCACAAGGACUAGGAGAAGUGACCAUGGAUAAGACAGACAUGUACAAAGAUCACCAGGAUUCAGCCACGAGAACCCGUGGGAAUGUGACCCUUUGUUGCUGGCGGACGGGCAGGCCGGAUCCCGAGGCUGGGACUUUACAUCCCGUGAUUGCUGGCGCCCAUCCGCGCACAGACCCAUUCUCCGCGGGACCAAACCCGUUCGACCCGGCGCCAGCGACACGGGGCGGGGAAGGCAGAAGGGCGUUCCGAGAAGCUUCCCCUUGUUCCGAGGAGCUGCCCUCUGCUGCUCCCCGGUCCCCGCAGACCGGCGCCUUCCCGGCCGGCCGGGCCAGUUUCGUUUCCCGCUGGCUCCUCCUCCGCCUCCGCCCGCCCCCUCCGCUCUGCCGCUGGCCCGGCUCGCUGCUCCCGGCGCUCGGCUCCCGGCUCCCGGCGAUGCUGGGGCGCUGCGCCCCGGGCUCACCGGGCCCCCGGCCCAUGGUCCGUGCCCUGCCGCCCUCCGCCAGCGCCCUCCGCCAGCGCCUGCGCCAGUGUGCAGAACGGAUCCCUGAGGCUGGAGCAGUACUCGACCUGCUGGAGAAAUGCCCAGAGCACCAAAAAAAGGGAGGUUUUCCUGUCAUAGUUUUUGAGGGGUUGGAUGCCACGGGCAAAACCACAGUGACCCAGGCUGUUAAGGACAAGCUGAAUGGCAUUCUGCUGCGGUCCCCACCAGCGUGCAUCAGCCAGUGGAGGACUAUAUUUGAUGAUGAGCCAACACCCAUUAAAAGAGCAUUUUAUGCUGCGGGCAACUACAUUCUGGCUUCAGAGAUUGCGAAAGCAUCCACUCAGGCACCUGUGAUCAUAGACAGAUACUGGCACAGCACAGCUGCCUACACAAUUGCCACUGAAACAAGUGGGAAAGUCCAGGAUCUUCCACCAGCUCAAGAUGAGGUGUAUCAGUGGCCUGAGGAUCUUCUUAAACCUGACCUUGUUCUUCUCCUGACUGUUGACCCUGAAGAACGAGUCCGGAGACUUCAGCAUCGGGGGUUGGAGAAAACAAAGGAGGAAGCUGAGUUGGAAGCUAACAGCUUGUUUCGCCAAAGAGUUGAAGAGUCAUACAAAAGGAUGGUGAAUCCUGCAUGCCAAGAGGUUGAUGCCAGCCCCUCCAAGGAAGAGGUUCUCAAGACUGUUCUACAGCUAAUUAAGAAACACUGUGCUUUUUAAAAGCAACUUUUAAAGUGUAGUAGCACUUAAAAGAUGCUUUUUAUUGCCCCACUGGUUUUGGUACCUCAAAAUGUCUCAGAUAAAUACUGAAUACAGUUUUAUUCUGAUUUAUACAUAUGUAUAUAUAUGUACUGAUUUAUUAUGAUUUAUUCAGAUUUAUACAGUAAUUUGUGCAGGUUAUCUGUUUUGUGGUUGCUACUCUACUUUUCUGUAUAAGAAAAAUGUUACUCACGUCAUUCAGCAUUCUUAGUAAAAAAACAAACAUACUACAGUCAUG
Vidua chalybeata is the source of this 1567-nucleotide messenger RNA. It is a transcript of the gene CMPK2, whose product is annotated as cytidine/uridine monophosphate kinase 2. Gene Ontology annotation, cellular component: mitochondrion; cytoplasm. Bases 1 to 1290 code for a protein of 429 amino acids. Gene Ontology annotation, molecular function: dTMP kinase activity; ATP binding. Gene Ontology annotation, biological process: dUDP biosynthetic process; dTTP biosynthetic process; dTDP biosynthetic process. The transcript is spliced from 6 exons. The record is from RefSeq and is a predicted model, not a curated record. Lineage: Eukaryota; Metazoa; Chordata; Aves; Passeriformes; Viduidae.